AUGAAAAAGAAAACGGCCAAAGUCCAAAAAUCCAAAUGCAAUGUAUCGAAGAUGAUAAACAAGUAGUGGAAUAUGAAUUCUGAUUGACAUUUCUUCCAUCCCCAUUUCGUCUCAAUACCCAAUUUUCGUACCCAAAUUUUUAAACAAAUUUCUUGAAUUUCUUCGGUCUUCAGUCUUCACCCAUUAAACCAAAACUCUUUCUUCUUCGCAUCACAAUUUGAAUCUGUGUUGAUUUUCAAAAUUUGACUCUUCAUUUUUCUUUCGUUGAUUUCAUGGAGAUCGAUAAAGCAAUUAGGGAUUGCAGUGAUCGAAGGCUUAAGACAAAGUACAACAACGCAGUUUAUGUCAUUCAGAGAGCUCUUGCUCUUUACAAUAUUGAAGAGGUAGCUUUCAGCUUCAAUGGAGGGAAGGAUUCAACUGUCUUGUUGCAUCUACUAAGAGCUGGAUAUCAUCUACAUAAAGAGGAACAAGAAAGUAAUAAUGGAAAUGUUGCACAUGAUCAAUGCAAAUUCCCAAUAAGGACAAUAUAUUUUGAGAGCCCCAGUGCUUUCCCGGAAAUAAACUCAUUCACUUACGACACAGCUGCUGCCUAUAAAUUGCAAUUGGACAUCAUUCGUGAGGAUUUUAAAUCUGGUCUGGAAGGUUUAUUGAAGACCAAGCCUAUAAGAUCCAUUUUUCUAGGUGUCCGAAUAGGCGAUCCUACGGCAGUAGGUCAGGAGCAGUUCUCUCCCAGUUCUCGUGGUUGGCCACCUUUUAUGAGAGUGAAUCCCAUCUUAGAUUGGUCUUAUAGAGAUGUCUGGGCUUUUCUAUUGACUUCCAAGGUACCGUACUGCAGCCUGUAUGAUCAAGGAUAUACCUCUAUUGGUAGUAUAUAUGAUACAGUUCCAAACAAGCUGCUAUUUGUUAGUAAUCCCUCUGGCGGUGAAGUGAAAUACAGGCCAGCACACAUGCUUGCAGAUGGAAGAUCAGAAAGAGCUGGGAGAGCAAGGAAAUCUACUCAAGGGUCCCACAGUAGUAUGUCUUUGAGCAACGGAGCUGCUGAUAUUGAAGCACAUCAAUCUUGUACCCCCACAGCUGCAGUUAUUGGUGUUGGCGAUGAGAUUCUAUGUGGAAGUGUUGAGGAUCCUAUAGGUCCUUCAUUACGUCAAAAACUGCAUGACAUUGGCUGGGCUGUGACUCAAUCGAGUAUCCUCCGAAACGAUAUUGAUUCUGUUGCUGAAAGUAUAGAACGACAAAAAUCUAUUAAUGACAUGGUUUUUGUCUAUGGUGGGAUUGGUCCUUUGCAUUCAGAUGCUACUCUUGCUGGCAUUGCAAAAGCAUUCGGUGUCCGUCUGGCUCCUGACGAAGAGUUUGAAGAAUACCUUACGAACAUAAUGGGUUACCGCUGUACUGGUGAUAGGAAUGAGAUGGCGCAACUACCAGAGGUUAUAACUGAGUUGUUGCAUCAUGAAAAGCUUCCUGUACCUUUGAUGAAGUGUCAGAAUGUAGUCAUAUUCAUGGCAACAAAUCUAAUAGAGCUGGAAAAUGAAUGGAAAUGCUUGAUUGAGCUUGCUACUUCUACUGGGCUUCUGAUGUUGACAAAACCUUUUUCUUCAAAGUAUUUGACAACCACUCUUUCAGAAGUAGAAGUUGCUCAACCAUUGGCAGCUCUGCGUAUUCACUUUCCUGAUUUGUAUGUUGGGUGUUAUCGAAAAUCUAGGCGUGGCCCUCUUGUGAUUACUGUAGAAGGAAAGGAUGAAGGCAAAGUGCAGUUGGCCUCUGAAGCCGUCCUGAAGAAGUUUAAUCCAGGGGCAUUUUCUGAAACCAUUUAAUGUUCAGACAUCUACUUCCUCCAUUAUUGUCACUAAAAAAAUUGAAUUGUGGCAACAAGAUUCAACUUUAUGUUAUCUUCUAACAAUGACUGUACGUGUUUGGGCCGUGGAAAGCGUGUCGAAUCUUAAUCUCAUUUCCGACAAGUAUGGCAGAUAUAGAAAACCCUAAGAUUCAAAGGAAAACAAGAAAUCUACGAGGGGACAGAAGAUGGUUGUUCCAUAAUCAAUCUCAAAGGCAAAGAGAGUAUAACAAGUAGCUUUUUAAUUUAUUGAAGUUUAUUUUUUUGGGCUUUCCAACCCUGGAGCACCAUAUGAUUAGUGCUGACAUGAUAAUAAGGCAGGUGAAACAUUAGAUUACUUGUUAUUUAGUGCACACACUUUCCUGUUGUACUAAUUUUCGACUGGACAUCAUAUAUUCGUUGGAGCAGUCUUAGAUGAGCUUAAAAGCUGAGCUAAGAUUAUGCAGUUACUGGAAAUUGAAUAAAUAUGACUCCUUUUAAAA
This is a messenger RNA of Amaranthus tricolor (Joseph's coat), 2313 nucleotides long. RefSeq lists its product as uncharacterized. The record is from RefSeq and is a predicted model, not a curated record. Gene Ontology annotation, biological process: FAD biosynthetic process. Gene Ontology annotation, molecular function: FMN adenylyltransferase activity. The transcript has 17 exons. Bases 273 to 1811 code for a protein of 512 amino acids. Lineage: Eukaryota; Viridiplantae; Streptophyta; Magnoliopsida; Caryophyllales; Amaranthaceae.